GAUACAUUCUCAUAUCAAAGAGUACCAAGAUCAGUUGAAGAAGCUGCUUCAGAUAUACUUGAGAUAACAUUUAAUCGAACUAGUGCUACUGCUUCUUAUAAUAUACCAGUCAUAGUUGAGUGUACUGGUGAAGCCCCUGGGAAUGCUACAGUUACUAUACAGUGUAAUGGAACUGGUGUUGUAUAUGAUAAUAUUACAGAAGUGGAUGAUGCUACACAACCAAUGAAUAUAAAAGGAUUAAUAUCAGUCCCUCAGUAUCAACAGUGUAAUAUCAGUAUUGUAUUUAGUAAUGAGGCUGGUAGUAGUGAACCAUUUAUACUAGCAUUUAACACAACUCCUACAAUGAACCCUACACUGUCUCCUACUAGUACUGUUGGAACAACUACAUCAUCUCCUAAUUCAAUAAUAACUAGACCAGAAAUAAUUGGAAUUAGUGUUGGUGGGGGUGUACUACUGAUAAUAACAAUACAGAUAAUAGUGAUAGUGGUAGUUGUCAUCUAUAAGAAGGGAGAAAGGAAGAAAUCACCACUUCUUGAAAGGAUAGUAUUUGAUGGAAGUUCUGCUCGUACAUCAGUUAGUAGCUAUAAUGAAUGUGGAACUUACAGUCAAGCACAAGAACCUGAGGUAAAGCGUUAA
Molecule: messenger RNA, 636 nt
Organism: Amphimedon queenslandica
Lineage: Eukaryota; Metazoa; Porifera; Demospongiae; Haplosclerida; Niphatidae
Exons: 8
Coding region: 223-636 (137 amino acids)
Source: RefSeq, a predicted model, not a curated record